AUGUCCUACCGAAAGGCGGGGCCUACCGUAUCUUUGUUCGAUAUACUCAUCCCAAAUGAAAUUGCUGAAUUGCACGUAGCAUUUAGUAUUAGUAAUAUCAGCGGUAUUCAUUUUUAUGAGUGGCGCGCUCUGUUUUUCAUUAUGUCACGUAUGAAAAGAAGGGCAUCCGGGAGACGAAAGCCCGCGCGGCAUCUACAGUUGGCCAUACGGAAUGAGAAUGAAUUGAACAUACUUCUCUCCGAUGUAAUAAGCGCUCAAGGUGGUGUGUUACCGAAUGUUUACUUGGCGCUACUUCCGAAACCGUCAAAUCAGGAAUCAACCUCGAAGCAAACUGAUGAUCCUAAGCGUUGGGAUAUACCCGGACAUUUCUACUCCUUAAUCUGA
Molecule: messenger RNA, 384 nt
Organism: Brugia malayi
Lineage: Eukaryota; Metazoa; Nematoda; Chromadorea; Rhabditida; Onchocercidae
Exons: 3
Coding region: 1-384 (127 amino acids)
Cellular component (GO): nucleosome
Molecular function (GO): protein heterodimerization activity; DNA binding; structural constituent of chromatin
Source: RefSeq, a predicted model, not a curated record